Messenger RNA from Mycotypha africana, 1586 nucleotides. RefSeq lists its product as uncharacterized. The transcript has a single exon. The coding region runs from base 57 to 1241 and encodes 394 amino acids. NCBI's taxonomy places the organism in Eukaryota, Fungi, Mucoromycota, Mucoromycetes, Mucorales, Mycotyphaceae. The record is from RefSeq and is a predicted model, not a curated record.
UUCCAGACUGCCCCUUUCUCUCUCUUUUUUUGUCAAAUUCUUCAAAUUAAUUAAAUAUGGAGGAAACAAUCGAGGUCUUUGUUCAUCCUCCUUCACCAAGCACCCGCACAGUAACAAACGAUAACGUUAACGAACGAAAAGGUAUUGGAAGCCAGGUGGAGUUUCCUUCAAUCAAUUCAUUAUUUUCACCCACAUCAACGACGACGAAGAAUAUGCCAAGGUGCAAAUUAACUAUUGACACAGAUCUACAUCAUCUUUCACCUAUCAGUCCAAUUUUGACAACAACAUCAACAACAACAACAACGCAAACGUUAAAGAAAUUAGAUACUAUUGAGCCUGAUUUGAACAAAAGGGAUCUAUCGUCGUCUUCAAUGACUAAUACUUCUCCUCUCUUAUUGUCUUCACCUUCACCGUCACCAUCGCCUUUGAUAACACCUCUGAGUUAUGAUCAUGCCUCUACUACUCCUCAGAGCACUUUCCUGCUACCACCUCCAGCUUCUUUCAAUAGGACGGCUGCUACUUCUCCCUCUUCUGCGACCACUACUACUGCAACUUCAUCAAAUACCCUUGACUCGCCAGUUUGUUCAGCCUUUUCCUUAUCUCCACUCACUCUAUCUUCACCCAUGUCGUCAUUCGCUAUUACCACUGAUCAUAGCGAAGAAGACCAAUUAUCUUUAUUCCCUUCCUUAUCAGAGCAGCGGCAACAACAAUCAGCAGGGGCAAGUAUUGACGAUAUCAAUGCUACAGCACCUUCAACAUCGACCGGGAAAACACAACGAUCUUGCUCCCCUUCGUUACAAACACGACCUGUUCAUAAUACUGUUACUACUACUGGCCGUACUAUUUUAAAGCGAAAGCGUGGUAGACCCUCAACCACCCAUCAUCCAUUGCAGCUGCCUGCAGACCAUGGUAGUCUCAUCACCAAGAAUGAUACUCGAUGCUGGACAUUUGUUGAACCUACUGUUUGGAAUGUGAAGCAUAAUCAAAGAGAAAUAGACUUGAUAAAAAGAGAACUGCAGCAGUUAGACACAGAAGAGGAUCCCCAAGUAUCUACGUUUCGGCGGCAAAACAUUGCAGCUUCCAGUACUACAACCACAUAUAUUAGUACCGAUUUGAAUAUGAAUCUGAAUAUACCCAAGAAGAAAAGAGGACGGAAACCGAAGAAACAACUGGUGGGCAAUGGUUGCUUUGUAUGGAAAGAUUUAACUGCUCCAAGAGGCGCCAAUAAAAAGAAGCAGUAGCAGCAGCGAAGGAUUUGCAGAAGACUUUUCAUUAACAAAAAAAAAAAAAGGUUUCUGUACAUUUUUAUAUAGUCAAGCAAACAAAAAGGUCUCAGCCUUUCUUUUCUUCUCUUUACGCAUUCUGCUAAAACUUUUAUAUAUACUUAUUUAUUUACACUUAUCUAUUUAUAUCCGUAUGUUGCGCGCGCGCGUGUGUGUGCUUUUCUUCCCUUUUGUUUUCUUAUACUGAUGCAAUAGAAAGUAAUAGGAAGAAAGGCAGAAAUGGUUAUAGUAAAAAUGAUCGACUUCACCCUAUACCCGCUAUACCCAUCUUAUAUGUUGUUGUUUUCUUCACUUUUCAAUUGA